UGUGGUAACUCAUGACGACCGAACGUCAGUGUCAGAUUAAAACGAGUAUAGGGUAGUGUAGCACAAAUUAUAAAGGUUUUAAAAUGGCAUAUAAUUCCGGUAGUCCGUAUAGAGGAGCUCCACAACAACAACAACAACAACAACAAUACAAUAACGCAGCGCCGGGACCGGAUCAAGGUUUUCUUUGGAAUAUAUUUCAGAGAGUGGACAAGGACAGGAGCGCCGUGAUAUCAGACACAGAGCUGCAACAGGCCUUAUCGAACGGUACAUGGACCCCAUUCAAUCCAGUGACGGUCCGAUCAAUCAUAUCCAUGUUUGACAGGGAGAACAAAGGAGGGGUGAACUUCAAUGAGUUUGCGGGCGUGUGGAAGUACAUCACGGACUGGCAGAACAUCUUCCGCACCUACGACAGAGACAACUCGGGCUUCAUCGACAAGAACGAGCUGAAGCAGGCACUGACUGGAUUCGGGUAUCGUCUCUCAGACCAGUUCUACAAUACUCUCAUAGAGAAGUUUGACAGGCAGAGGAAGGGACAAGUGGCCUUCGAUGACUUCAUCCAGUGUUGUAUUGUUCUACAGAGGUUGACCGACGUGUUCAGGAGGUACGACACGGACCAAGACGGCUGGAUCCAGGUUUCCUAUGAACAGUAUCUAUCCAUGGUGUUCAACGUUGUAUAGUAAAGACAAGAGCAGAACUGGACACAAUUGUGCCAAAGCCAAAUCCUUCCCACCUCCACAACAUGUCUUCCUGGAUAAAGAUGACCAAAACACAAGUGGACUGGGACUCUGGGUUAGGAUAUAACAACAUUACGUACUGUCUGUCAUUGUUUAUAAUGUUUGUUUAAUAUCUGAAUCUUAUCUUGAUAAUGGUAAAGGCCUGAAUAUCUGUGUUUAAGGUAAACCUGCAUUGUACAUAUCAUUUAGGACAAAUAACUGCAUGCUUCCGGAGGACUUCUGCCAAUGUUCAAAGCAUGCCCUCUAUCUCAGAUCUAUUUUGCUGAAGCCAUGUUUACAAACACUGUGACAGCAGGUUAUGGUGGGGCACAAAGCCUGCUUUUAGAUUCACUGACAUGCCAGCUAAUGCCAUAUUUCUAUAGUCUUAUUUUUAAUCAGCAAAUGCAUUUAAAAAAACAAAGUUAGAGCCUAUUAGGAUUUGAGGUAAAAUAAGCGUAUGCUUUUGUAUUGCUUUUUUUGUGUGUGCAUGAUGCCUUAAACUGUAUAAAUGCAAGAUUAACAUCUUUUGUUAAAAAAGAAACCUGAAAAAAAGUUGUGAGCUCUGAAUUGAACGUGUGGUGUGCAAAGACUAAACAGUUUUGCUGUUGAGGCAACAGUGUAACUUAUUACUGUAUACAAUUAUUGACGGAAGAUAGUCAAUGUGGUCCUCUGUAGCUCGGUUAGCAGAGCGUGGUGCUUGCAAGGCCAGGAUAGUGAGUUUGAUUCCUGAGACCACCCAUACAAUAUGUUAAAUAUAUGCAUGAAAGCCAGUGCUAAAUGGCAUAUUAUACGAUGAAUGGAUAAAAUUGUCAUGAUUUAUUGUAUGGUACAAACCUUUGAAAGAUUUGUGAAGAGGUAGAUUUAGUCCGAGAGGAGUAGAGCCCCACAGUGGAGGUGUUGUAAAAGCCAUAAAACCUAAUGGUGACAAAGGGAAAUGGUUCCAAUUGUUUUUCCAAAGGGGAUUUUACGAAACCGGUACAUUUUGACAAUUUAUUAAUUACUACAUUUAGUUAACAUUAGAUCGUUAAUCCACAGAUUCUUACCUUUGCCUAGAUUUGGCAGUCUCGUCCAGAUCAUCAUCAUGGGCUCCCGAGUGGCGCAGCGGUCUAAGGCCCUGCAUCUCAGUGCAAGAGGCAUCCAGGUUGAAUCACAUCCGGCUGUGAUUGGGAGUCCCAUAGGGCAGCGCACAAUCGGCUCAGUGUCAUCCGGGUUAGGGUUUAGCCGGGGUAGGCUGUCAUUGUAAAAAAUAAUAAUUUGUCCUUAACUGACUUGGCUAGUUAAAUAAAAAGCAAAUACAUUUGUAGUUCUUUAUGAUAGCCACAUUAGCAUUUCAUUUGUUGGGGAUAAAUACAGAUGAAUAUAUUGAUAAGUCACCUUGUCCGAGAGAGAUUUAGAAGGUUAUCAAAACAUCACACCAGGGCAAGCUUACAUGAAACAAAGCCCUUAUUUUAAGUGCUUCUAAAGUCCCCUAUGGGAGAAAUGAAUGGUGGAACAACAAUUGGAACCAUUUCCCUGUUUGACUGCUAGGUUUUAUGGGUAUUGUGGUACUCUAUAGGUGGUUAAACCAAAGGUACUUCUAACGUGUGGUUAAGCACUUCUCCAGAAAAUGAACCUCUGUACAGUGAUGUGCACUGCAGUGCAAGAAAUUGCGCAACUUUGCCCUCUCCUGUCUGCUUUGGUGUAUUUACACCGGUACAUGCUCCAAUUAUGUACAGUAUCUUCCUUCCACGUUUGCUAAGUUUCUGGGGGAACUUGCGAGGUGUUGCACAUUGUUAGUAAACAUUUGAAAGUU
Molecule: messenger RNA, 2505 nt
Organism: Oncorhynchus nerka (sockeye salmon)
Lineage: Eukaryota; Metazoa; Chordata; Actinopteri; Salmoniformes; Salmonidae
Gene: pdcd6
Product: programmed cell death 6
Exons: 6
Coding region: 84-677 (197 amino acids)
Molecular function (GO): calcium ion binding
Source: RefSeq, a predicted model, not a curated record